GUGACUCUGAGCCUGAGGUUUGUUUCGGUUGUGGCUUGUUCUUCACAAGAGUGGUGCGCCUCAACACUGAUUGGUGGUUGUCUGAUGUCUGAAGUACGAGCUGGUGCACAUCCUGACUGCAAGAAAGGGAUUUUUGUGGAGGUAGCAGGCGGUGGCUGCAGCGUGCUGGGAGAUUCAUGAUCUUGGGAUCAGUUGCAGCUCUAAGGCCUGACGGCCUUCUUUGGACUAUCCACACAGGACAGGAGUUUAGUACGAAACAAAGCUGCACUGAUUGGUCCUGCAUCACUUCAACCCACCCCAAAGUGAAUGCAAGUUCUUCCUUGGAAUCUCUAAAUUUUCACUUGCGGCGUGCUUUUAAACCUCGAGAACCUACAACAUUGUUCUGGGAUUGCUCCCAGAAACUCCUGCAAAUCAAAUCAAAGUGGAAUGCUUUGGCCAAAGGACCUGUCGCUCAGAGGACAGAAGUGGUAGAGCCGCCUGCAAUGGCUCCAAAGAAGGAGAUGCUGGGGAAGCUCUUCAAAUAUGGCGACAAGGGAGUACAGGUGGCCUUUCGUAGUGGAAACUUCUCCAAGCAGGCCAUCUUCAUUGGCGGUCUGACGGAUGGGCUUUUAGCUACCAAAUAUGUCGAGCCUUUGGCCCAUGCCCUUGGUGCAAUCCAGUGGUCACUGGUACAGCCCCUCUUCUCUUCCUCUUAUACCGGCUACGGAGUCUCCAGUCUAGACCAGGAUGCGCAAGAGAUUGAGAGCCUGAUCAAGUUCCUGGUGAACGAGGAGGGCUCGGAAGGUGUGGUUCUAAUAGGGCACAGUACAGGGUGCCAGGACAUUGUGCACUACCUGCGCGUAGGUGGCGUGUGCACGCGCGCGGUGCGGGGCGUGAUUUUACAGGGUCCGGUGAGCGACCGGGAGUACUUGGCGACCAUGCCUGACACCGCCAAGCACCUGCAGCUCGCCGAGAAGAUGAUCGCCGAGGGGAAGAAGCACGCGCUGAUGCCCCGGGAAGCCAGCCCGGAGGCACCCAUCACUGCGUACAGGUACCACUCGCUUGCGUCGCCAGGCGGGGACGAUGACAUGUUUAGCAGUGACCUGCCCCAACAGACGCUGGAGUGGAAGCUGGGUCACAUGGCGCUCAUCCCCACCGCCAUCAUCUUUUCAAUGCAAGACGAGUUUGUGCCCCCGCAUGUCGACAAAGCGGCCCUGCUGAAAAGGUUGAGCAAAGCCAUGGGCGGCGCGGAAGCGAUCGCAGUGCAAGGUGGGGACCACAGCUUAUCAAAUAGAACGGCAGACGCAGUGCACUCUAUCAUCGAGUUUAUUCGAAAAGAAGGACCAAAGGGCUGGGACGAUCCGUGGACCUAGAUGUUAAUGUGAAGAGUCUCGUCCAAGGCUCUAAGCUCUGGCAGUGGUUUCAAGGACAUCAGCUUAGCAACGUCCUUACUUGGGUACCCAGGUUUGAUCUGUUGCCGGAGAGAGCAUCGUUCAGAAAUCAGGUCCGAAUGUCGGCUGUCAGGCGAUCUAGAAGUAGUUGCCGCAUGCCCGCUUGUUCGCUUGGUAGAGAACCUGCUCGCAUUAGCGUUAGCAAUCUGAGUAAGUUCACUACGGCGUACUUCGCCGUAGGACCUAUGCCGGCGACCAGCUUCAGCAUCAGAGAGCAGCGACGAUACGAAGUUGAACAAGGUCAAGUUGUCUUUCAAGAUGUUUAGCAGAUCUUGAUGUUGAUCAAGAUGUUUAGCAGGUACUCCGACUGUAAAAUAAUAGAUCAACCUGUCCUAUGAUCUUCUACAACCGGGUGGCCCCAACAUACAACUGCCAUGAACUUCGGUGCACCGUGGCAUGUCGGCUAGGAUGUGAUUGCCACCCUGUUGUAUUCGAUUGAUGACUUGUUGGCGCUUUUUCAGCCUUUG
Messenger RNA from Klebsormidium nitens, 1897 nucleotides. Lineage: Eukaryota; Viridiplantae; Streptophyta; Klebsormidiophyceae; Klebsormidiales; Klebsormidiaceae. The record is from the annotation of a GenBank genome assembly.